Chelmon rostratus (copperband butterflyfish) is the source of this 2523-nucleotide messenger RNA. Its product is annotated as extracellular calcium-sensing receptor-like. The coding region runs from base 184 to 2523 and encodes 779 amino acids. The transcript is spliced from 6 exons. Gene Ontology annotation, biological process: G protein-coupled receptor signaling pathway. NCBI's taxonomy places the organism in Eukaryota, Metazoa, Chordata, Actinopteri, Chaetodontiformes, Chaetodontidae. The record is from RefSeq and is a predicted model, not a curated record. Gene Ontology annotation, molecular function: G protein-coupled receptor activity. Gene Ontology annotation, cellular component: membrane.
UCUGUGUGCCGACUGCAAGGCUCAGGACAACCAGCUGAGCUGGCCAAAGAUGGCGACCUUUUUAUUGGAGGCAUCUUUUCAUUUCGCACAGGGCAGGAUUAUGUAAUUAACACAUUUCAGAAAAUUCCAGAAGUACGAAAAUGCAAGAACUUCAAUUUUAGAGAAUUCAAAUUUGCUCAAGCAAUGAUUUUUGCUAUAAAUGAGAUCAACAAAAAUCCUCAUUUGCUCCCACAUUUUAAACUUGGCUACAAGAUCUAUGAUAACUGUGGAACUAUGGACAUACUGAGAGCUGCAUUGUCUCUGGUGAGUGGACUAGAGGGAGAAGUCACUGACGGCAAUUGCUCUAAAACUGAAACAGUGCAAGCUAUCUUGGGACAUUCAGGAUCAAGACCAACUAUUGCAUUUGCACAAGUUGUUGGAAGGUUUCAGAUACCUGUGAUCAGCCAUUUUGCCACAUGUGCCUGUCUGAGCAACAGGAAAGAGUAUCCUACUUUUUUCAGAACUAUUCCCAGUGACUACUACCAGAGCAGAGCACUGGCAAAGCUGGUCAAGCACUUUGGUUGGACCUGGAUUGGGGCUAUAGCUGUGCACAAUGAAUAUGGCCUCAAUGGCAUAGCUGCAUUUAUACAGGCAGCACAAGAAUAUGGAGUGUGCAUUGAGUAUUCUGAAGCAUUUUCAUCAUCAGAUCCCCCUGAUAGCCUGCUGAGAAUAAUAGAGAUCAUUAAGCAUGCCACUGCCAAAGUGGUUAUGGCUUUUAUGUCUCACAGAGAAAUUAAGUUGUUGGCAAAAGAACUGUAUAAACAGAACAUUGCAGGACUGCAGUUGGUUGGCAGUGACGCCUGGAUCACAGAUCACUCUCUGACUGACAGUGAGGGACACAGCAUCCUGCUUGGCUCACUCGGCUUCACUGUCAGCAAAGCUAAAAUCCCAGGGCUGGAGGAGCACCUGAGACAGCUCCACCCCUCACAGUUCCCUGACAGUCUGUUUGUCAGAGAUUUCUGGGAAGACAUGUUUGACUGCACUCUGAACAAAGCUGCAAACAAACAAAGAAAGCCAUGCAACGGCUCUGAGAGCCUGCAGAAUGUUGAAUCACAGUUCACUGAUGUGUCUGAGCUGAGAUUCACUAAUAAUGUAUACAAGUCAGUUUACGCAGUGGCUCAUGCUCUUGACAACCUGGUUAAAUGUGUAGAGGGCAAAGGGCUCUUUUCUAAUGGCAGCUGUGCUGAUACCAAAAACAUCCAACCAUGGCAGGUCUUGCACUUUCUGAACACUGUGAAUUUUACCACUGAAGAAGGGGAACGAGUCUAUUUUGACAGCAAUGGAGACUCACCAGCAAGAUAUGAACUUGUUAAUUUACAAAUGACAAAUAAAGGAACCAUGGAAGGAGUGACAGUUGGCAUUUAUGAUGCCUCUCUUCCAGAGAGUCAGCAGUUUGUCAUGAAUAACAUCCAAAUUGUCUGGAGAAAUGGGCUGACAGAGAUGCCUGUGUCAGUGUGCAGUGACAGCUGUCUCCCAGGAACUCGUAAAGUGCUGCAGAAAGGAAAACCCAUCUGCUGUUAUGAUUGCAUACCCUGCCCAGCAGGCGAGAUCAGUAAUUUAACAGAUUCAAUACAUUGUAUGAAAUGCCCACCAAUGUACUGGUCCAAUGAGCAGAAAGAUGCCUGCAUCCCCAAAGCAAUCGAAUUUUUGGCAUAUGAUGAAAUCCUGGGAACAUUGUUAGUCUUAUUUUCUCUACUGGGAGUUUUUCUCACAAUGAUCACAACACUAGUCUUCUACUGCCACAGAGAAACCCCACUGGUACGAGCCAACAACUCUGAGCUGAGCUUCCUGCUGCUCUUCUCCUUGACUCUGUGUUUCCUGUGCUCUCUGACCUUCAUCGGCCGGCCCUCUGAGUGGUCCUGCAUGCUGCGACACACAGCAUUCGGCAUCACCUUUGUCCUCUGCAUCUCUUGUGUUCUGGGGAAAACAAUCGUGGUGUUAAUGGCCUUCAGGGCCACACUUCCAGGUAGUAAUGUGAUGAAAUGGUUUGGGCCGGCACAGCAGAGACUCAGCGUUCUGGCUUUCACUCUUAUACAAGUUUUAACUUGCGUUCUUUGGCUGACAAUCAACCCUCCUUUUCCUUCCAAAAAUUUGUUGCAAUUUAACGACAAAAUCAUCUUGGAGUGUGCUCUGGGCUCAGCUGUAGGCUUUUGGGCUGUACUUGGAUACAUAGGACUUCUGGCCAUGUUAUGCUUCAUUCUUGCUUUUCUGGCUCGGAAACUGCCUGACAAUUUCAAUGAAGCCAAAUUUAUCACCUUCAGCAUGUUGAUAUUCUGCGCAGUAUGGAUCGCCUUUAUCCCAGCGUACGUCAGCUCUCCUGGAAAGUUCACUGUAGCUGUGGAGAUAUUCGCUAUUCUGGCCUCCAGUUAUGGGCUACUUCUCUGCAUUUUUCUACCAAAAUGUUAUAUCAUUUUGUUUCGGCCGGAGCAGAACACUAAAAAGCACAUAAUGGGAAAGACAACUUAUCAUGACAUACAUCAUUAA